AUCUCAUGAUGCCCUUCACUGAACUAGUUAAACAUCUAAAGUAAGAACCUGUAGCCACUGCUCUUCUCCUGAUCUGACUGGAAGGCUUUAGAAAUCCCUUCAAAAGAGGAAGAGAAGCAGCCCAGUAGAAUAACAAAAACAGACAGGCAGAAACAAUCAGGAAUUGCCAGUGACAAAAGGGAAAGAGGGAAAGCAAAAACCUGAAGGGCAGAAAGAGGUAGAGUAGGAGGAAGAGAUUGGAUUCAACACACAGUACAGAACCUGCUCCUUCUCCUGGCUACUGGACUGGKGAGGAUGAACUGAAAGUAGAAAAGACAAGAAGACUCCAAGCARCUUGAGACACCAAGAGGCCACAGAAACACCUUACAGGGAUGCAUAACUCAGACAUGAUCUACUUUGUUGUAGGGUGUUUCUUAUGGUUCCCCCAUGUAAGAGGUGAGGAAGGCUGCCUCAACGCUGAAUUCUGUUCAGGUACAGAAUGGGACCGUUUGUGGUAUAUCUGGCUGGUGCUGGUGAUCGGGGGGCUSGUGCUCCUGUGUGGCCUGGUCUCUGUCUGCGUGAGGUGCUGCUUCCACUGCCAUCGCACAGGGGACGAGUCGGGCCCUCAGCCCUACGAGGUGACGGUCAUUGCGUUUGACCACGACAGCACCCUCCAGAGCACCAUCACUUCUCUCCACUCAGUGUUUGGGCCUGCUGCCAGGAGGAUAUUGGCGGUGGCUCACUCCCACAACGCUGCCCAGGGACCAGCUCCCCUCUCGGCAGCAGACACCCCUCCCGUGUACGAGGAAGCUCUGCACAUGAGCAGGUUCACAGUCGCCAAGGCGGGGCAGAAGGUGCCAGACCUGGAUCCAGUGCCGGAGGAAAAGCCACAAGCGUCUGCCGAGGGCAAGGAUGCCCAGUCAGCCCUCCCAGGACACUAAUGUCUGGUUUUACUUCACAGCAAAUCAUACAGGAUGGUUACMUGCAGAGACUAACACAGCUGGGCAGGGUUUUAAGAAAUUCAGAUUAACUUCCUUAGUCAAUUGAGAAAGGGGAGAAAAAGUAACUAAAAUUCCAAAUAUUUGCAAAUCUAGCAUAGCUUAAUGGCGCUUCCUGAUACCUCCCUGAGAUAAUUUGCAUUCUCUAAGCCCACUUAUUACAAACACACAACACUAGUAUCACACUUUGAACAAAUAAGCAGGCAGCAGCAUCAAGGUGCUGAGCCAUUUUGUAGGCUGGUGAUCUGCAAGGUUACUGCAGACACAGUCUUAUUCCACUUGCCUUUAGCCUAAAUUCCCUCAGGAUGGCAGAGAUAAUGGUCUUCAAAAUGGUCUUCAAAUGGUCUUCAAAUGGUCUUCAAAAUAGGAAGAAAAAGAAAAAAAAAAGACAUUUACAAUUGCAAAGGUCUAUUAUGAUCCCGUAAUAACACCAAACUUCUGGAAAGUGCCAACCACUUACAGUAAAUUAAAAACAAAAUAAUAACAAAAGGAAAUUAUCUGCAUGUAAGUAAAAGACAGCAYGCAUACAGACAGUGUGUACAGAGUGUGCCCUAAAUGGAUACAUGGAAUGAACAGAGUCUGGUUUUGAAUGGUAUAUAAAGCAAUUGUGAAAUAGUAGGCAUGAGCUCUUACAUUUGAAUUCAAAAUAUUAUAUAUGUACCAACAGAUCAAAYAAGGGGAGGAGAAAGAACACUACCUCUAAAAUAAAGCUCAAUCAUAUUUUCAAUGUAUUCAUAUAGUCUUGUUUACUAAUUCCUAAUGUUGCUGUCAAAACCAAAUCAAUUGAUGUAAGACCAUGUAAAACAUGCAAGUUAUUUCUCAGACAGAGUAAUCUGAGAGUCUCUCUUGGUCAAUACAAAUAUGUUGAACCAUCCAGAAAUAUUAAUCAAACUGGAUGGACAUAGGAGUGGCCCAUCUGUAAAAUCUUUGAUUAGGCAGUCAGGAGAAGGUGAGUGUUGAACUGUGUCAGUSUUGUCUCUA
Messenger RNA from Malurus melanocephalus (red-backed fairy wren), 1958 nucleotides. RefSeq names its product transmembrane protein 52B (gene TMEM52B). Bases 372 to 920 code for a protein of 182 amino acids. The transcript is spliced from 5 exons. The record is from RefSeq and is a predicted model, not a curated record. NCBI's taxonomy places the organism in Eukaryota, Metazoa, Chordata, Aves, Passeriformes, Maluridae.